CCUGGCGAGAGGUUUCUUUCCAAACUUGUUCCCUGGCUUCCAAGUGACGAAACCAGCUGUAAUUUGAGAGCAGAGAGAUCCUCAGGAUAUCAUUAGCCAAAGGAAAAGCUCCGCAUUCCCACCCAGUGCAGAGGUUGAAAUAGUAUCAGAAGGCCAGAGUCUUUCCCUCCAGCCACAGGCUCCAUCUUUCAGGAGCAAGGGGGAACUCUGAGAGAGAGAGAGUGGGGCAGCAGAGCCCGCGGCCUGCCAGCGCCCUGGAAGAGGGCUUCCCUCUCCUGCCCUCGAUCCCGCUGGAUUGACCCGGCUGAGUUCCAGCCCAGAGCGCAGGAGCGCAGAGCCGGGGCGCCUCCUGCGCUACCCAGGCGCUGGUGACAGCCACAUGAAGCCUGCUGGGGAGGCGGGGCCAGGGUGCAGCAAGCCGGCGGGGACCGAGGCUGUGGCCGUCUUAGGGAGGCACUGACUGCCGAGGGGACCCCCUCCCCUCUAUCGUGCCUGGGCGAACAGUCUUCUCCAGGGGUCCCCUGUCAUCCUGCCUAUCCAGGAUGGUGCUGCUGAAGUUCCUCUGGAUGGGUUUCUUCUGCCACCUGUGUCAGGGCUACUUCGAUGGCCCUCUGUAUCCGGAGAUGUCCAAUGGGACCCUGCACCACUAUUUCGUGCCCGACGGGGACUAUGAAGAAAAUGAUGACCCCGAGAAGUGCCAGCUGCUCUUCAGGGUGAGUGACCACCGGCGCUGCUCCCAGGGGGAGGGGAGCCAGGCCAGCAGUCUGCUGAGCCUCAGCCUUCGGGAGGAGUUCACCGUGCUGGGCCGCCAGGUGGAGGAUGCUGGGCGUGUCCUAGAGGGCAUCAGCAAGAGCAUCUCCUACGACCUGGACGGGGAAGAGAGCUAUGGCAAGUACCUGCGGCGGGAGUCCCACCAGAUCGGGGACGCCUACUCCAACUCGGACAAGUCCCUCACUGAGCUGGAAAGCAAGUUUAAGCAGGGCCAGGAACAGGACAGCCGGCAAGAGAGCAGGCUCAACGAGGACUUCUUGGGGAUGCUGGUCCACACCAGGUCCCUGCUAAAGGAAACACUCGACAUCUCUGUGGGGCUCAGGGACAAAUACGAGCUGCUGGCCCUCACCAUCCGGAGCCAUGGGACCCGGCUGGGUCGGCUGAAAAAUGAUUAUCUUAAAGUGUAGGUGUGAGGGCGCUCUGCCUGGGAGAGGGCAUCAAAUCAGCCCCGUUGUGGAGGGUGGGGACAGAAGACGGGGCUAACGUCUCCCUUAUACUUAUUAUUUUUUCUAUCUGGAUUUGCACUUGGAGAAUCAUCUGAAGUGAUCUUUAAAAAGAAAUAAGCGAGGGCCGAGCUGUUUUGUUUUUGUACAUUAUUUAUGGGAUUGCUAUUGACUUGUUACUUGGAAAGACUGAUUUAAAGCCAUGCCUCCCGCCUUUCUUAGAGGACUUUCUAACUCUGCACAGACACCUGUUUCCGCCACGUCUAGAAGGACACGGUUUAUGCAGGAGGGAGUGAUUAACCUUCCCCAUCCUGGAGAAAAUACCCAGAGAGCAGAGCACAUGGUUCCUUUUCACCUUCAGCCUUCCCUCUUGGGCUUUGAAAGCUGUCAGUUGUCUGAGGUGCUGUGCGGCCUGCCUGCCAGCGGACGCCUGUUUCUCCUCUUUUUCUCUCUUAAUUUAUUAACCGUGGUCUUCAAGGUUUUGUUUUUAGUUUUUUGGGUUUUUGUGGGGGGUUUUGUAAGAGUAUUGGCUGGAAGCUAUAUGCAAAUAGUCCUUUGCAGGGAGACGUUUGAGGUGCCUCUGUGAGUGUGUGUAAGCUGAAAUGGCCACAUUGAGGAAGUGCAAGCUUUGUGGGGGGUACACACUCACGUCGCUAAGCUGACUUGCUGUGUCUCUCACUGUAUGCCUGUGUCCUCAGGGCUACAGUCCAUUAAAAAAAAAGUCGAUUGUUUGAACACACCCCCAAAUGCCUAUGUUGUAGCUUACCAAUGUAUUCGUUCUGGUUUGGGGGUUUUCUUCUGUUUGCUUACUGGAAACUGUACUUCAAGUAGGGGGGGAUUCUAAUUCUAAUAACUCCUGAACUAAGUUUUAUUAUUCAGCCAAUAAAUAUGUUCUCGUGUAAUGCUGGCUUAUUUUCUAAUUGAUAUCCAUAACUUUUGUAUUGCAAAGAGGAGUCAGUGCAAGAGGAAAGAGAAGGGUGGGAUUUAAGCCAGUUUACUCAAAGUAUGUGAUAAAGAAGGAGAGGGAUGGCUAUGUAGUUGGCAAUCCUCCCUACCCUGGCCACCCUUACCCAUGUUCAAAAGAAAAAAAUCUGGGUCUUGCCAGAAGUUGAUCUCUGCUGGUCUGCCUAAAAACUCCAAUUUUUCCAGUUUUUUCUGCAGCAUCAACUGGAAAAGUUGAUGACAAGGCUCAUAAGUUUUAUGCCCUCAGAAUGCAGAGGGAGGGCUCCAUUCUCAGUUCUAGGAACUGUAAUGAUGUUUAAUAAUUAUGAAGCCAGGUCUAUGUCAUUGAUCAAUGACUUUAAAAGGUGGAAAUGCACUUUAUUUCAUGUCUUUCCCCAGCCCCUCACUCUCAUCUUAAAUAUGCUUUCCUUUCACACACACACACACACACACACACACACA
Lynx canadensis (Canada lynx) is the source of this 2618-nucleotide messenger RNA. RefSeq names its product fin bud initiation factor homolog (gene FIBIN). The transcript has a single exon. The coding region runs from base 543 to 1178 and encodes 211 amino acids. NCBI's taxonomy places the organism in Eukaryota, Metazoa, Chordata, Mammalia, Carnivora, Felidae. The record is from RefSeq and is a predicted model, not a curated record.